CUUGUCUCAGAUUUCGGCCGCAUAUUACCACUAAUACCUUUACUCGGGACCUAGUAGAAGUUGUUGGUUCAAGUGCGGGUUGUACCGACUUUCCCACAGCCUUCCUACAUUGCAUUGUGUCUUUUCUCAAAAAUAUGAAAUUCCCUGUGCCAUUUCAGGGCAUUCCUGUACAUUCACCAAGAAGCCGGUAAUGAUGCUACCUACAUGUCCCCGAUCACCUUUGUGAAGCAGACGUAUUUCUCAAGCGGUGCCGAGCCCUACCUUCGAUCCCACACCUUUCGAAACCACAACUCCGAAUCGCACUAAAUCUACUCAUCCAAUAUUGCCCAUCAAGGCCUCUUCUUCUUUCCUCCUCGCAACGAAAAGAAUCGCCCACAAUGACUAUCCACGACCCGCCGCCCUCGACACCCACAGCCCACGGACUCACCCGCGACCAAAUCCUCGCCCUGCACACGCACGGCAGCAAGCAGACGUGCCACGCACUCCUCAAUACCUCCCAACCGCCGCUCACGAACCCCCUCGUCACAUGCCUGAUAUGCAUCCAUCCGUACCACUCUGCGAACGUGGACGGGAAUGUUGAGGUCCCAGUUAUGACGGCUUGUGGACAUGUUUUUGGGGAUGGGUGUUUGGGGGUGUGGAUGGAGGAGAGUGAGAAGGGGGGAGGUGGGGGGAAUAAUGGGGGAACUUGCCCGAUGUGUAGAUUUGUGCUGCGGUAUAGAGAGUGCGGCCACAUUAUUCGCGCGGUGCCAACUAUGAAACCUUCUUGCUAAUCAAUUUGAUGGCAGAUCCACUGCCACCGCCCAAAAUCAUCACGCAAGAACAAAUACCGCUGCGUUGCGGGAAG
Molecule: messenger RNA, 844 nt
Organism: Hyaloscypha bicolor E
Lineage: Eukaryota; Fungi; Ascomycota; Leotiomycetes; Helotiales; Hyaloscyphaceae
Exons: 2
Coding region: 378-770 (130 amino acids)
Source: RefSeq, a predicted model, not a curated record